This is a messenger RNA of Drepanopeziza brunnea f. sp. 'multigermtubi' MB_m1, 795 nucleotides long. RefSeq lists its product as uncharacterized. The record is from RefSeq and is a predicted model, not a curated record. Gene Ontology annotation, cellular component: endomembrane system; membrane. NCBI's taxonomy places the organism in Eukaryota, Fungi, Ascomycota, Leotiomycetes, Helotiales, Drepanopezizaceae.
AUGUCUAGCCCAGAAGCCAUCCGCCAGCGCAGAAAAGACGGUACAUCACCCCCCGGCCCAGCAACUGAACCCAAGACGUCAGAGAAAGAAGAGGCCACGCCCACGCUCUCGCUGGCAGACCGCGUCAAAGCAGAGGACAGCGCCUUCAGUUUCGUCGAUGUGGCGCGUAUCCUCGUGUUCCUGCUGCUGGCGAGCAGCGCGCUGAGCUAUUUUGUCACGAGGGAGAGCUUUACAUGGAACUUGAAGAGGCCGGGCUGGACGAGGGUUGAGACGAUCAAGACGUGGAUUGCCGGUCCGCUCUCUCUCACCGACGCCGACCUGGCAGCCUACGACGGCACCGACCCGACCAAGCCCAUCUACCUCGCCAUCAACGGCACCAUCUACGACGUCUCGCUGGGACGGCGGCACUACGGGCCGGACGGCUCCUACCACUUCUUUUCGGGCAAGGACGCGUCGCGCGCCUUCGUCACUAACUGCUUCCUGGAGGACGGUAACCCGGACCUGCGCGGUGUCGAGCAGAUGUUCCUCCCGCUCGACGACUACGACGUCGACAGCCUGUACACCAAGUCGGAGCUUAAGAUUAUGCGCGAGAAGGAGCGCCGCAUCGCCCGCACCAAGGUCCAUGACGCCCUGAAGCACUGGGUCGAUUUCUUCGAGAAGAGCGACAAGUACCCGCGCGUUGGCCGCGUCAAGAGGGAGAAGGGCUGGAUGGAGAAGGGGGAGGUUAAGAAGCUUUGUAAGAAGGCCCAGGCGGGGAGGGUGAAGAGGCCGAUUCCGCCCGGGAAGCAGAUUUAG